AUGAACCACAGUGUUGUUACUGAGUUCCUGAUCCUAGGCCUCACUCAAAGCCCUUCACUCCAGGGAAUUCUCUUCGUUGUGUUCCUCUUCAUCUACCUGGUGGCGCUCCUGGGCAAUAUGUUCAUUGUGGUGGCAGUUGUCUACAAUGCCAGUUUGCACACCCCCAUGUACAUUCUCCUUCUGGCCCUGGCUACUGUGGAUAUCAUCUGCACUACCACCAUCAUACCAAAGAUGCUGUGGGCCAUGCUGACAUCCAAGAAGACCAUCUCCUAUGGGGGCUGCAUGUCCCAGCUCUUCUUCUUCACGUGGUCGCUGGGGGCUGAGAUGGUCCUCUUCACCACCAUGGCCUAUGACCGCUAUGUGGCCAUCUGCUUCCCCCUUCACUACAGCAUGAUCAUGAAUCACCACAUGUGUGUGGCCUUGGUCAGCAUUGUCAUGGUCAUUGCAGUCACCAAUUCCUGGGUGCACACAGGUCUGAUCCUGAGGCUGAAUUUCUGUGGGCCAAACACCAUUGACCACUUCUUCUGUGAGAUACCACCACUGUUAGCUUUGUCCUGCAGCCCCGUGAGAGUCAAUGAAGUGAUGGUGUACGUUGCAGAUAUCACUCUGGCUGUAGGAGACUUUGCCCUCACGUGCAUCUCCUAUGCCUUUAUCGUUGCUGCCAUUCUCCACAUCCGCACAGCAGAAGGCAAAAGAAAGGCCUUCUCAACCUGCUCCUCCCACCUCAUAGUGGUAUCCCUGUAUUACUGCCCUGUCAUCUACACCUACAUCCGCCCUGCUUCCAGCUACACAUUCGAGAAGGACAAGGUGGUGGCUGCACUCUACACUCUUGUGACGCCCACAUUAAACCCCAUUGUGUACAGCUUCCGGAACAAGGAGAUGCAGACAGGAAUUCGGAACGUGGUCUCACUUCUGAAGCUCUAG
Messenger RNA from Octodon degus (degu), 924 nucleotides. Its product is annotated as olfactory receptor 13G1. The transcript has a single exon. Gene Ontology annotation, cellular component: membrane. Bases 1 to 924 code for a protein of 307 amino acids. The record is from RefSeq and is a predicted model, not a curated record. Gene Ontology annotation, biological process: G protein-coupled receptor signaling pathway. Lineage: Eukaryota; Metazoa; Chordata; Mammalia; Rodentia; Octodontidae. Gene Ontology annotation, molecular function: olfactory receptor activity; G protein-coupled receptor activity.